CCAAACCAGAACGGCCAAGGGAAGGAGAGCAAGGUAACCAAACGGCCAAAGCGACGGGUUCUUCCUUUCUGUUCGCCGGCCCAUGGGGAAGUACAUGAGGAGGAGGCGCAGCAGGGGUGCUGCUCUAGGGGAUGCCGAGGCGGCGCCGGCCGCGGUGGUGCUCGGCGGCGGCGUCCGCACGCGGUCCCGCUCUGCGGCCGUCGUCGCGGGAGCCAACCCCGACAAGAGGAGGAAGCAGGCCACGACGGCGACGGGACCGGUGGAGGAGGCCGGGUGCUACCUCCAUCUGCGGAGCAGAAGGCUGUUCAUGCCGGUGGCGGUGGCGGCGCGGGGUGAUCUGGGGGUGGAGGAGGCUUCGACGUCGAGGCUGGCCAAUUCAUCUGCUCCUUCAGGGGAGGCGAUCGCCGCCGGGAUCUCGCGCUGCUCUAGCGCCGCGUCGUCGGCGGCAGCUAGAGAGAGGAGCGGCGGCGAGGCCGAGUCGUGUCCUGGACUACAGGCGUGCGAGAGCCGCGACGACGUGGAGACCUCCGCCAGCGACUCCGAGUGCGGCGCCAGUGUGUGGAGGGAGACGACGCCGUCCAGCCAGCCCCCAGCAGUAGACGACUACAUCAGCGACCUCGAGUCGAGUCAGGCGACGGAUGAGCACAGGCACAGCAAACGCUGCAGGAGGACUCCAGCAACAACGACGACCACAAACACCACGGCAUUCCACCUACAAUCGAGGGCGAGGAUGCCGGCUGCGGCAGAGAUCGAGCAGUUCUUCGCUGCCGCCGAGAAGGCCGAGGCCGAACGCUUCGCCGCCAAGUACAACUUCGACGUCGCGCUCGGCCUGCCGCUCGACGCCGGCCGGUUCGAGUGGACGCCGGUGGCCGCCGUCUGAGAAAGGCAACCGUGCAAACCUGCAACAAGGACGACCGGACAGCGGCGGCGCGCGUGGAAAGGAAGGGCUUGAUGGGAAGAAUGGGAGAUGCUCCCGUCACAUCCCAAAGGGCCGGUAACAGUAAAGAGAAAGAAAGAAAAGAGGGUGAUCAAAGAUUGAAAAGGAGAGAAUAAUUAUGCAUAGCCUAGCUAGCCGUAGUAGCUUCAGCUCUCUCUCAUCAGCCAUGAACCCCUGUUCUCCAUUGUUUACACUUCUGUUCAGUCCACCGCGAUCGAAAACAGGUUCGGCCGUUGUGUAACUCCUGUCUUCUGUUUUUGGGUUGGUAUCUUGGAGUGGAGGCGGCAUUCAAUGCGCAUCUAAGCGGCCGACAGGCUCUGCUCUGCGCUGCUGUGCAAAGCCUGCGACAGUUAACAACCGGCACCAUCUUUUCAGCU
Messenger RNA from Lolium perenne, 1314 nucleotides. Its product is annotated as cyclin-dependent kinase inhibitor 1-like. The record is from RefSeq and is a predicted model, not a curated record. Gene Ontology annotation, biological process: negative regulation of cyclin-dependent protein serine/threonine kinase activity. Gene Ontology annotation, molecular function: cyclin-dependent protein serine/threonine kinase inhibitor activity. NCBI's taxonomy places the organism in Eukaryota, Viridiplantae, Streptophyta, Magnoliopsida, Poales, Poaceae. Gene Ontology annotation, cellular component: nucleus.